UUAGUUUUAGAUAAUAAAACACCCCUGUCUCAGACCUACUUAUUACAACAGCAUGUUCACUGUAACAUUUGCUUAACUGAAUCCGUCCUGGAGCAGUAUUAUUUUGAAGGUUGGUAGCGGAAGUUAUCGCAGUCACUUCGACUGACCGUGGAGGGAUGAACGGGAUGAUCCGUCUCCCUCCUUCAAGGUAAUUAAUGAUGGAAUCGUCAGAAAACCUGCCCGGUCAGGUGGUCGAUGUGGAGCGGGACACUGCACCGACACCCGUGGAUGUGGACACCACGGUCCUACUGCUGGGAGCGGGAGUGACAGCCAUCACACACCCGCUGUUAUAUGUGAAGCUACUAAUACAGGUGGGACAUGAACCUCUUCCCCCAACUGUGGGCACAACUAUGUUUGGAAGGAGAGUUUUAUACCUGCCUGGCUUCUUUUCCUAUGCACAGCAUAUCGUGAAAGUGGAUGGAAAGAGGGGUCUCUUCCGUGGCCUCUCACCACGCAUCGUGUCCAGUGCCAUCUCUACUGUGGUCAGGAGUAAAGUUAAACAGCAGAUGGAGCUUCUGUCCAAAACAGAUGAGCUGCAGUCUUCACUCAGGAAAGUGGUCAAAGAGACCUCCCACGAGAUGAUCAUCCAGUGCCUGUGCAGAGUAGCCACUCAUCCUUUUCAUGUUAUGUCAGUGCGGUGUAUGGCCCAGUUUGUAGGCAGAGAGGUCAAGUAUAGUGGGAUGUUCCGUUGUGUCGUCAGGAUUUUUAAGGAAGAAGGAGUCACUGGAUUCUAUGUUGGUUUUUGUGGCUUGCUGUGUUGCAGUGGUCUCAUACCUCAUGUGCUGGGAGAAGUCCUCUUCCUGUGGUGUUGCAACCUCCUGGCUCACUUUAUUAACACCUAUUCUGUAGACGAAAGCUUCAGCCAAGCCUCAGCUGUGAGAGGCUACACUAAGUUUGUCAUGGGGAUUGCAGUGAGUGUUCUGACAUAUCCAUUCAUGCUGGUGGCUGAUCUAAUGGCAGUCAACAACUGUGGUUUGACUGCAGGUCUUCCUCCUCACUCACCCAUCUUUAAGUCCUGGAUGCACUGUUGGAAUCACCUGAGCCAGAAGGGCCACCUCUUCAGAGGAUCCAGCUUCUUUUCCCGCCGGGUGCCAGUGACCUCCCUGCCGUCCAUUGAGAACUGACAUCAUCAUCACCGGCUGGACUCUUCCUCUUCUUCCUAUUCACAAAUAUUUUCCAAAGACACUUCCAACGGCCAUAACACAUAUUCCUAUGAUGUCAUAAUUGUUUUUUGUUCAGACAGCCAUUGUGUUGCAUUCAUUUCUGUACACUAUAAAAAGUGUAUCAGUGGACUUUUUAAA
Thunnus maccoyii (southern bluefin tuna) is the source of this 1340-nucleotide messenger RNA. Its product is annotated as mitochondrial carrier homolog 1-like. The transcript is spliced from 12 exons. The record is from RefSeq and is a predicted model, not a curated record. The coding region runs from base 195 to 1163 and encodes 322 amino acids. Gene Ontology annotation, biological process: positive regulation of apoptotic process. Gene Ontology annotation, cellular component: membrane; mitochondrion. NCBI's taxonomy places the organism in Eukaryota, Metazoa, Chordata, Actinopteri, Scombriformes, Scombridae.